UGGGACGGAAGGAGUAGUAUACUUGUACUAGCCGCCGCCGGGCGGCGUCCCCCAUCCCCUUCUGCAAGCAAAAACCAAACCGAGCUAGGGUUUUAGGGGGGGAGAGAGAAGCAGACGGAGGCGACAUGGACAACCCCGAGAUGCAGCGAUUCCUUCAGCAAGAGCAGCAAAAGGCGAUGAUGAACGAGAUGGUUGGCAAGCUAACGAGCGUGUGCUGGGACAAAUGCAUCACCAGCGCUCCCGGAAGCAAGUUCAGCUCUGGGGAAUCAACCUGCCUGACCAACUGCGCCCAGAGGUUUCUCGACAUGAGCGUGCUGAUUGCCAAACGCUUUGAGAUGCAGUGAGGCGUCGUCGCACAAAAACUGUUGCCUAGUCAAUCGCCUUAAGUUUUUCCUUUGAUUUGAGGUUCCAUUGAGCACUUGGAACGAUUCAACAGAGAGUUUAAUGUACUUUCUAUAUCUUACUAUCUACUGCCUCGUUGUGCAACUUGUUAAAGUGUGAUUGAGCCGAUUGAAAUUGGAUUUGUACACCUCCUGCUCUGAGUUUAACCGAACGUUUUGGUCAUGCAA
Messenger RNA from Sorghum bicolor (sorghum), 569 nucleotides. Its product is annotated as mitochondrial import inner membrane translocase subunit TIM8. The coding region runs from base 126 to 344 and encodes 72 amino acids. NCBI's taxonomy places the organism in Eukaryota, Viridiplantae, Streptophyta, Magnoliopsida, Poales, Poaceae. The transcript is spliced from 2 exons. The record is from RefSeq and is a predicted model, not a curated record.